Molecule: messenger RNA, 1773 nt
Organism: Coffea eugenioides
Lineage: Eukaryota; Viridiplantae; Streptophyta; Magnoliopsida; Gentianales; Rubiaceae
Product: probable serine/threonine-protein kinase PBL8
Exons: 6
Coding region: 186-1526 (446 amino acids)
Biological process (GO): protein phosphorylation
Molecular function (GO): protein kinase activity; ATP binding
Source: RefSeq, a predicted model, not a curated record
AGGGAAAUAAGUACUAUCUUAGUAUAGCAGUAGCAAUAUUAUUUUUAUUAUUAAUUUUUUUUUUUGUAUUAGGAGGAGGAGGACGAUGACGACAACGACGAAGAGGUGUUGAGAGAGAGAGAGAGAGAGAGAGAGGCUAAGAAUGAGAGCAUAUCCAAGAGGAGCAAGCGAUAGACGACGACGUGAUGGGGAAUUGUGGAACUAGGGAGGAGUCCGCUGUCGUCUCCGGUGCUCAUCACCAAGUUCAGCAGCUCCAGGCUUUAUCCGCAGCAGCCAGUAGAAAUCCAUUCCCGUGUGCUCCCGCUGACAAGAGGCACGGCCACGGUCGUUCCACCUCAGAUCUAAGCAGCGAUCCUUGUACCCCCCGCCAUUUUGAAGACUUCACCAACAACUCCUUCCUCUAUACCCAUGUCAUCGCCUUCUCCCUAUUCGAGCUGGAGACCAUCACCAAGAGCUUCCGCUCGGACUACAUUCUCGGCGAGGGCGGCUUUGGUACCGUUUACAAGGGCUACAUUGAUGAGAACGUCAGAGUUGGCCUCAAAUCCCUUCCCGUUGCCGUUAAGGUUCUCAACAAGGAGGGCCUUCAGGGCCACCGUGAAUGGCUCACCGAGGUCAAUUUCCUUGGCCAGCUUCGCCAUCCUAAUCUGGUCAAGCUGAUUGGGUAUUGCUGCGAGGAUGAUCACAGAUUACUCGUUUAUGAGUUCAUGUUCCGCGGCAGCCUGGAAAAUCACCUUUUCCGAAAGGCAACAGUUACAUUAUCGUGGUCAACAAGAAUGAUGAUUGCUCUUGGAGCAGCUAAAGGACUUGCUUUCCUUCACAAUGCUGAAAGACCAGUAAUCUACCGAGACUUUAAGACGUCAAACAUUUUACUGGACUCUGAUUACACAGCUAAACUUUCUGAUUUUGGGCUUGCAAAAGCUGGGCCACAAGGUGAUGAGACCCAUGUUUCAACUCGAGUUAUGGGAACUUAUGGAUAUGCAGCUCCUGAAUAUGUAAUGACAGGGCAUCUUACUGCAAGGAGUGAUGUGUACAGUUUUGGGGUGGUCCUGCUAGAGCUAUUGACUGGAAAGAAGUCUGUAGACAAGACCAGACCAAGCAAGGAGCAGAAUUUGGUGGAUUGGGCCAGGCCGAAGCUAAAUGAUAAAAGGAAAAUGCUCCAAAUAAUAGAUCCAAGAUUAGAAAAUCAGUACUCUGUCAGGGCGGCACAAAAGGCGUGCAGUCUAGCGUACUAUUGCUUGAGCCAGAACCCGAAAGCAAGGCCCUUAAUGAGUGAUGUGGUCGAGACUUUGGAGCCUCUACAAUGCAGUGGUGGCGGUACAGAUGGAGGUUCGGUAUUAUUGGCGGCAGCGUCCUCAUCAGCCUCUUUUCAAAUUGGUACUGGUGGUCCAAUUGCGCCUGGAAGAGCACGAGACUAUCGGUUGGAACAAAGAUUUGGUGGUACAGUUCGUCCUACUACUGCGAGUUGCCGGUCUCCCAACCCAGACUGUUCUCCAGGAGGUGGCCCCACUGCAUGCCGGGUUAGAUGAUAAAAGUGGCAUGUUUUGUUGUAAUGUUAAUAGCAAACCAUAACGGUUGUUUGUGCAUUUACCGUUGUGUGUCUUCAUCACUACCUGUUUUUAAGUUUACCGUGUCAAAGCUAUUUAAGGACAUUCCUUUCAGGUGGAUGGUUGGAAUGUUCUUGAACUUCCGACUUCAGAGUUGCAGUAUUCUUCAUUUGCUUAAACAGUUGUCUUUACUAAUGAUAUCUCUUAUGCCCUAAGCCAGGGAUCCACA